CCCGGCGUCGCGCCAGGCAGGUCCGCGCAGCGGGGAGGAUGGAGGGCUCCUGCUGAGAGCGGCGCUUCCUCCUCGGCGGCGAGGAGCCCAGCCUCCGCGUGCCCUGCCCGCCCGGGGCCCGGCAGCUGGAGCUGGAGCUGGAGCCGCGGUGCCCUCUCGCUCUGGCUGCGUGUUUAGUAUGCCGAUCGUGUCCCCUCGCUAAUGAGAGGGAGAAUGGGAACCCAGGGAAGCCCUGUGAAGAGCUACGAUUAUCUGCUCAAGUUCCUGUUGGUAGGAGACAGUGAUGUUGGAAAAGGAGAAAUCCUGGAGAGCCUUCAAGAUGGAGCAUCCGAAUCCCCUUAUGCCUACAGUAACGGAAUUGACUACAAGACCACUACUAUCUUGCUGGAUGGCAGAAGGGUCAAGUUGGAACUCUGGGACACGUCUGGCCAGGGACGAUUCUGCACCAUUUUCAGAUCCUACUCCAGAGGUGCUCAGGGAAUUCUCUUGGUAUAUGACAUCACUAACCGCUGGUCCUUCGAUGGCAUAGACAGAUGGAUAAAGGAAAUUGAUGAGCAUGCCCCAGGUGUGCCCCGGAUCUUGGUUGGGAACAGGCUGCACCUUGCCUUCAAGCGGCAGGUGCCCACAGAGCAAGCCCGCGCCUAUGCUGAGAAGAACUGCAUGACGUUCUUUGAGGUCAGUCCGCUGUGCAAUUUCAACGUCAUUGAGUCCUUCACGGAGCUAUCGCGCAUUGUGCUCAUGAGGCAUGGCAUGGAGAAGAUAUGGAGACCGAACAGAGUGUUCAGCUUGCAGGACCUCUGCUGCCGUGCAAUCGUCUCCUGCACGCCAGUCCACCUCAUCGACAAGCUGCCGCUGCCUGUCACCAUCAAGAGCCACCUGAAAUCUUUCUCCAUGGCCAAUGGGAUGAAUGCAGUGAUGAUGCACGGGCGGUCAUAUUCCUUGGCCAGCAGCGGGGGUGGGAGUAGCAGCAAAGGGAACAGCUUGAAGAGGUCCAAAUCCAUCCGUCCACCACAAAGCCCCCCACAGAACUGCUCACGCAACAACUGCAAGAUCUCUUAGCGAGGCAGAGAGGCUGUCAG
This is a messenger RNA of Gavialis gangeticus (Gharial), 1079 nucleotides long. RefSeq names its product RAB40C, member RAS oncogene family (gene RAB40C). The record is from RefSeq and is a predicted model, not a curated record. Gene Ontology annotation, biological process: intracellular signal transduction; protein localization to plasma membrane. Gene Ontology annotation, cellular component: synaptic vesicle; plasma membrane; endosome. The coding region runs from base 202 to 1059 and encodes 285 amino acids. Gene Ontology annotation, molecular function: GTPase activity; GTP binding. The transcript is spliced from 6 exons. NCBI's taxonomy places the organism in Eukaryota, Metazoa, Chordata, Crocodylia, Gavialidae.